Messenger RNA from Trichomycterus rosablanca, 1550 nucleotides. RefSeq names its product acyl-CoA binding domain containing 6 (gene acbd6). The transcript has 8 exons. Gene Ontology annotation, molecular function: fatty-acyl-CoA binding; protein binding. NCBI's taxonomy places the organism in Eukaryota, Metazoa, Chordata, Actinopteri, Siluriformes, Trichomycteridae. The record is from RefSeq and is a predicted model, not a curated record. The coding region runs from base 109 to 960 and encodes 283 amino acids.
GCCCUCAGUGAUCAGACAGACUGUAAGCGGUGAUCGGACGUGUUCUAAUAAUAAUAAUAAUAAAGCUCUAACCGCGGAUCUAUAAUCGGAUCAGAUCUAAAGUUGAUCAUGGCGUCCCGCUCGGUCUCCUCCUCCCCCGGCUCAGAGCGGCCUGAUCCCGCGGAGGAGCGCAGUGUCGGCUCAGGCAGUGGUUCUGAUCCAGAGUGCGGUGAGUCCGUGCCGGGGAAAGAGGACCAGGAGCGCCUGUUCGAGGCUGCAGCGAACAGAGUGCGCGAGCUUGUACACAGCGCGAGCCGAGAACAGCUUCUCUACCUGUACGCCAGGUACAAACAGGCCAAGGUCGGGAAAUGUGAUGCACCAAAACCGGGGUUCUUUGAUUUCGAGGGUCAGAGGAAGUGGGCGGCGUGGAAGCAGUUAGGUGACAUGAAUAAGGACCAGGCGAUGCAGGAGUACAUAACCUGUGUAAAAACACUCGAUCCAGAAGGUUUUAAGUGUUUAUCAGAGAGAAGAAAAGGAGAGCGCAGGACGAUGUUUGGUGGAGCGGCGGUGAGCUGUUUAUACCAGGAGGAGACAAUCAGGGAGGAGGAUAAAAACAUAUUUGACUUCUGCAGAGAGAAUAACGUUGAGCGAGUCCGCUCGGCCCUCAAUGCCAAACACAUCAACGUCAACACCAAGGAUGAGGAGGGUCGAGCUCUGCUGCACUGGGCGUGUGACCGAGGACAUAAAGAACUCGUCACUCUCUUACUCAACCACAACGCCGAUAUCAACAGUCAGGACGAUGAAGGUCAAACCCCGCUGCACUACGCGUCGGCGUGCGAGUUCCCUGAGAUCGUGGAGCUGCUCCUGCAGAGCGGCGCCGAUCCCUCCAUCAAGGACGGAGAAGGUUCCAUCCCGGAGGAAGUGACCGAGUCCAGCUCCAUCACCUCGCUCCUCCGGCAGUACAGCGCCCCCAAGGGAUAAACACACACACACACACACACACACACACACGGCUCACGGUAACGCUACGAUACGGACUAAAGUAUUGGGACGCCCCGUCUAAAAUAAUAAUGAAAUUAGAUGCUUUGAUGAGCUCUGACCUCAGAAUCAGUGAUUGUAAGGGGCGUCCCAAUACUUUUGACCGUAUCGUGUAUCUGUAAUGCAGGAGCUCUCAGUGCUUGAGUGUGUUUAUCUCCGGCGUGUCAUGAUGGAACGGUUUAUUGAGUACAGGCAAUGUUAGCUCAGCGGUUUAGGUACUGGACUGGUUAUCAUAAGGCUGCAGGUUCGAGUCUCACCAGGUCGUCACCGCCGGGCCCCUGAGCGCGGCCCCUAACCCUUAAUUACCUAAAAUACAGUGGAUUCGGCUAAAUAAUGUAAAUGUGAUGUUAGCUCAUAACGACUCUGAGAGGAGCGCUAGUGUCCAGUGGGUGACUCCAGAUUAUUAUAAUCGUCAGUCUGAUUGCUCACGGUCAAUCAAGCUACAUUCCACCAUCAUCACCAUCAUUAUUAUUAUUAUUAAAAUAAUUCUGAUUUUGAUUGUUUUAUUGUUCUAUUAAAAUUCUGGUUCUUUA